Messenger RNA from Cynoglossus semilaevis (tongue sole), 2454 nucleotides. Its product is annotated as ATP-dependent RNA helicase DQX1. The transcript has 9 exons. Gene Ontology annotation, cellular component: intracellular anatomical structure; spliceosomal complex. Bases 16 to 1983 code for a protein of 655 amino acids. NCBI's taxonomy places the organism in Eukaryota, Metazoa, Chordata, Actinopteri, Pleuronectiformes, Cynoglossidae. Gene Ontology annotation, molecular function: RNA binding; helicase activity. The record is from RefSeq and is a predicted model, not a curated record.
UCAUUGACGUUGCUGAUGUACUCUCCUUUCUCUCCUCUCUUCAGGUUUGUUAGUGACACUCUCCUCCUAGAGGAGAUGAUGUCAGACCCUCUGCUGCAUCACUACAGUGUGGUGGUCUUGGACGAGCUCCAGGAGCGGACGGUACCCACCGACGUGCUGCUGGGUCUGCUGUGUGACGUCUGCCGUCAGAGGCCGGACAAUUUCAGGGUGGUUCUGCUCACACACCCGACGCUGGCGCCUCGACUGGCCCACUUCCUGGGACCGUCGGUGCCUCACCUCAGUCUACAGGAGCAGCUCACAGACUCUGCAGCUAGUGGUGACGAGGAGGUGAAGACUGAGGAAACGGGCAGGACUGAGGAGGAGGAGAAGGAGGAGGAGGGGAGAACUGCAGAGACAAUGUACAGGGAGCUUCCUGCUGGUAAAGACCCCGUGACUGCUGCCUGUCACAUGGUGCUGGACCUCCACAGGAGAGGAGAAGAAGGGGACUUGAUGGUGUUUCUGGCCAGUGCGCAGAACAUCGAGGAGUGUGUGUCUCUGCUGGAGAAAGAGUCCAUGGCUCUGAGUCCUCAGCUGGGAACGCUCAGGAUUCUGCCGCUUCACACAGGACUGGGAGCUCUGACUCAGAGGGUUUAUGAAUCUGACCCCGAAUCUUCCACGGUGAAGGACAAGGACACUACAGCAGGAGACGGCAGCAGCUCAGGGUCAGGAGCAGCAAGUCCUGGAGUCAGGAGGAAGGUCAUUGUUACUGACGCUCUGUCGGAGACGUCCUUCUCUCUGCCUGCCAUCCGCUACGUCAUAGACACCGGGCUUCAGCUCAAAACUGUUUACAACCCACAAAUACGAGCAAACUCCCAGGUCCUGAGGACGAUCAGUAAACACCAGGCCGACAUCAGAGCUCAGAGAGUCAACAGCCAUCUUCCUGGCCUGUGUCUCCGUCUCUACCCUCAGUCUCUGUACGACUCGGGGAUGGAGUUGUCCCACUGUCCAGGAGUGACAGAGGAGAACCUCAGUCACCUGGUUUUGCUGCUCAAGAGGCUGGACAUCGCCGACAUGGGACAGUGCAAGUUCCUGGACAGACCAGCUCCCGAGGCCUUGAUGCAGGCCUUGGAAGACCUGGAUUACCUGGCAGCUCUGGACGAUGACGGUAACCUGUCUGAGGUCGGCAUCAUCAUGUCCGAGCUGCCGCUAGAGCCCCCUCUGGCUAAAGCUCUGAUUGCAGCCUGUGAGUACGACUGCGUGGACGAGCUGCUUACCAUCGCAGCCAUGCUAACAGCUCCGUCCUGUUUUUUGAUGGCUGAAGCCUGCAGAGAAGAAGCUGCCGUCACUCACUGGAGGCCACUGAUGCACACAGAGGGAGAUCACAUGACUCUAAUAAACGUCUACAACGCCUUCCUGGCGCAUAAUCAGGACGAGUCCUGGUGCUCGGCCAACUUCCUCAACUACGCUUCCUUACGAUUGGCUACAGUGAUCAGGGCGGAGCUGCUGGAGGUGAUGCAGAGGAUAGAACUUCCUGUUUCGCCUCCUGCAUUUGGUUGCCAAGACAACUGUACCAACAUCAAGCGGGCGCUCAUCUCAGGAUUUUUUCUAAAGGUUGCUCAUGAUGUGGAUGGUUCCGGUAACUACCUCCUGCUGACUCACCGUCACGUGGCUCACCUUCAUCCCUUCUCCUCCUACCUGUGUCGACAGCCCCGCCCUGCCCCACCCAACUGGGUGCUGUACCACGAGUUCACCAUCUCCAGUGAUAACUGCAUCCGCAUCGCUUCUGAAGUCCACCCACAGAUGCUGGUGGAGCUGGCACCUCAGUAUUUCCUGGGAAACCUGCCCUCCAGCGAUGGCAAAGAGCUGCUGAUGGAGCUGAGGCAGAAACUCAACGGCGACGAACGGGACGGAGGUUUGGAUGAGCACGGACAAACCGGCAGAGACGCCGACGGGACCGGGGACGGUCACAGUCCUCCCAAUAACGACCUCUGUGUGGUGCAAUAAGACGGAGAAAAAGUCUGGGGAAAAACUGAGAGGUUCAGUUCCUUCGCUGAAGAAACACUAAUGUACAGUAAAGUAUUGUUGUCGUGUCUUCUGUACAGUCACAUGUUCGUCGUCCUCUAUGUCUCCUGGCUCUGCUGUUUUUAAAGGGUAUUUUAAAACUUUUUUUUUUGCUAAUUUAAUGAGGAAUUUCUACAUUUUUCUGUAUUGCAGAAAAAUACAUAUAUUUUUUCUAAAUUAAGCAAAAACUAGGAGCAAUAAAAACUGACCACCAAGCCAAGGCUUGACUUCCUUCGGACGCAGCUUCUCGGGGCUGGGUGGGAACCUGCAGCAGCUGAAUCUGGAUCUGUCCUUUCACAGCCUCUAUAGUUAAUGUCUACAUUGAAGAAUCUGUGUGUACUGUGGAUCCUCACGUCCUUUCUAAAAGGAAGUGGCAGGAUGAGCUUGGAAUAAAAAUGUUUUUCAUGUUGGAAA